AUGGCAUAUGUCAAUGUUGAGCUGAGCCGGAGGGACAUCAACGUCCUUGAAAAGAUCAAGGACCCAGAGUCCAACCCAUAUCUUGCGCCUCACAUCGACCCAUCUCUCCCGAAGGACCCGCACUUUUCAGACGAGGAGUACCAGAAGCUUGCUCAGCAGGAACGUGACAUUAUUCUGUCUAUUCAGAACCUCGAGAUUCAACAUGCCAAGCAGCAAUCCGCCGACCUGACAGCAAUAACUGAGGGCUAUCGCACAUGCGUCUCACGCCUCAGCGACCUCAUCCAAGCUCAUCCACAAUACGCCAGCGCUCGCAACAACCGGGCUCAAGCGCUCAGACGGCUAUAUGGAGAUUCAGUCCUUAUUUCUGAUGCUCCCCGGAAUCCACAGACAUUGCUUCACGACGUCUCUGAUGUCGAAAGGAUCGAAGCAGCCAACACUAUUCUGGGCGACCUCUGCGAGGCCAUUUCUCUCGUUUCUCCAAAAGUUCCGUAUGGCAGUCGGGUGUCCCCCCAGGUCGCAAGGACACUUUCAAACGCUCACACUCAGCGCGCUGCGAUCUAUCUUAUGACGUCGAAGCUUCUAGGGUCCGAAAAGUCGCUAUCGAUGGAUCCUGCAAGACCCGAGUCGCGCUGGACGAAGCUGGAUUUCGAAACCUUUGCAUCGCAGGACUUCGCCAUGGGCGGGAGGUACGGCAAUGAAAUUGCCAAAGGGCUUGCAGUAAGCACAAACCCGACCGCCAAGUUGUGCGGCCAGAUGGUUCGCGAGGCGAUGAAGAAGGAGUAUGGACCAGAUUUUGCGGCAUAA
Thermochaetoides thermophila DSM 1495 is the source of this 804-nucleotide messenger RNA. RefSeq lists its product as uncharacterized. NCBI's taxonomy places the organism in Eukaryota, Fungi, Ascomycota, Sordariomycetes, Sordariales, Chaetomiaceae. Bases 1 to 804 code for a protein of 267 amino acids. Gene Ontology annotation, biological process: cilium assembly. The record is from RefSeq and is a predicted model, not a curated record. The transcript has a single exon.